AUGUCGUACGAAAUCAAGGGAAAGUUUGCCCUGGUCACUGGCGCCGGAAGUGGGAUCAAUCUGGCUUUCGCAGAGCAGCUCCUCAAUGCCGGCUGCUCCGUUGUCUUUGCCGAUGUAGCACUGCGCGACGAAGCCAAGGAGCUCAUCGCCAAGUUCCCUCACCCGGCUCCCGUCUCUGCCGUCUACCAUAGGUGUGACCAAUCUGAUUGGAAGUCCAUCUCCGAGACCUGGGAGUUCACCCUCAAGACCUUUGGCCGAAUUGACCUGGUCUGCCCUGGUGCUGGCAUUUGUUAUGAGAAUGAGCUCCUGCUGACGACGAGCCUCAUCAGGGAGCCCCCACACUCCACCUUCUGGCAGCCCCCAGGCAUCUCCCCUCUGGCCAAGGACGACCCCAAUGGCACCCCAGGACUCUACCACAUCUUCGCCGUGAACCAGAUGGGCCCCAUCCGGUUCGCCCAGAUCGCCCUGGACUACUGGUUCACCAACAAGAUCGCAGGCAGCCUUCUCUUCGUGUCCUCGAUGAGCGCGUACCUGCCCACCAUCGGCACGCCGCUGUACAACGCGUCCAAGGGCGCCCUGACCUCCUUCACGCUCUCCCUGGCGCAGAUGAAGUCCCGCCUGGGAAUCCGCGUCGCCUGCAUGUGCCCGGCCACCACCUACACGCCCGCCGUCGAGCAGGAGUACUGCGUCGGCAAGGUGCGCGAGCAGGACAUGAACAUGACGUCCGAGGAGUGCGCGCAGAUCAUGCUGCGCCUCGUCACCGAGGAGCAGUACGGCAACGGGGACGUCGUCGAGGGCAUGCAGUUCGCCGCCCACGGGCAGCCGUCCGACGUGCGCGUGCGCACCAUCCCGUACCAGGCCCUGCUGCCUCCUAUCAACAUGGAGGGGGAGUUCAGCGGGAAGAACAUCCUGGUGGAGGAGGAGAAGCUGUGGGAGAAGCUCAAGACGAAGGGCUUCAGGUCGUAG
Diaporthe citri is the source of this 966-nucleotide messenger RNA. RefSeq lists its product as uncharacterized. Gene Ontology annotation, cellular component: cytoplasm. Bases 1 to 966 code for a protein of 321 amino acids. The transcript has 3 exons. Lineage: Eukaryota; Fungi; Ascomycota; Sordariomycetes; Diaporthales; Diaporthaceae. The record is from RefSeq and is a predicted model, not a curated record. Gene Ontology annotation, molecular function: oxidoreductase activity, acting on the CH-OH group of donors, NAD or NADP as acceptor.